Molecule: messenger RNA, 2121 nt
Organism: Rhagoletis zephyria (snowberry fruit fly)
Lineage: Eukaryota; Metazoa; Arthropoda; Insecta; Diptera; Tephritidae
Source: RefSeq, a predicted model, not a curated record
AUGUCCUAUCAUACCAAGGCAUUGUUUAAAGGUGUUCGCACCAGCAAGUACCGACACGUGUAUGGCUCUGCGGCUCGGAAAGACCAGUGUUACGACAACAUCAACAUCACCAAGAAUGCACAUGACAGUAACUUUUGCGCCGUCAACCCAAAAUUUUUGGCCAUCGUAACGGAAAGCUGUGGAGGUGGCAGUUUCAUUGUGAUACCCCUCGACAAGGUCGGUCGUGUGGAGGUGCACGCUGGUCGCGUCACCGGUCACAAGGGACAGGUGUACGAUGUCAAGUGGAGUCCCUUCAACGACAAUGUCAUUGCCUCCUGUUCAGACGACACCACCAUCAAGUGCUGGUACAUUCCCGACGAGGGACUGCUCAGUCGCAACAUGAAUCAGCCCAUCUGUGACCUGCGAGAGCACAAACGACGGGUGAGCUUCCUCGAGUGGCACCCCACGGCUGACAACAUACUGCUUUCUGCUGGCUUUGACCACCUCGUCAUCGUCUGGAACACCGCCCGGGCAGAGGUGGUUCGAGUCAUCGACUGUCACACUGAUGUCAUCCACUCGAUGUCCUUUAACCGCGAGGGAAGCCUUUUUGCGACUACCUGCAAGGACAAGAAGCUGCGCAUCAUCGACCCUCGUUCGGGUGCAGUGGUCAACCAGGGUUUGUGUCACCACGGAACAAAAGCAAACAAGGUCGUUUAUCUGGGAGAUUCGGGCCGCCUCUUCACAGUGGGCUUCUCCCGGUACAGCGACCGCCAGUGGGCCGUCUGGUCGGAGAAGGACCUCAGUGUGCCGUUGACCAUUGAGAACAUCGACUCCAGCUCCGGGGUGCUCUUUCCCUACUACGACCACGACACUCGAAUGGUGUACGUAGCGGGAAAAGGCGACGGCAACAUUCGCUUCUAUGAGACCACUGAUGAGGCGCCCUUUUGUCACUACCUGUCGCAGUUUCUCUCCGGUCAGCCUCAGCGUGGCCUCUGUGUGAUGCCCAAACGCGGCUGUGAUGUCUACAAGUGUGAGAUUCUCCGUUUCUACAAAUUGCACGCCACUCGGGCCGUCUGUGAGCCCAUUUCGAUGAUUGUGCCGCGCAAGUCGGAGCAGUUCCAGGCGGACAUCUUUCCCAACACUUCGGCGCCCACGCCGGCGCUCACCGCCGAGCAGUGGAUCAGCGGAGAGACGCGCAAUCCCAUUCUUUUCAAUCUAAAGACUGGCGUAGGAGCAAAGACAAACAGGCCCAUCUUCAUCAAGCCCCUCACCACUCCACUGCCUAACGGUCAGCCGGCGACAAAGGACUUUAAUGCCAAGCUGGAGUACAUCUUGCAGGCAAAUCAAAUUGACUACCGAGCAAAGGCCAACGCCGAAGCAAAUGGUCGGGUAAAUGGAGAGCAGCAGCAGCCAAAGUCAAACGGCCACCAAAACGGUCACACUCACUCGCCGAAAAAGAAUGGCCACAGUGAGGGCAACAGUGAGGAGCACAAUGGAAAGAAGGUAAAGUCAACCAAUGGUCAGUCAAACAGUCCACCGCAGCAGCAGUCACUCUCCAAGGAAGGCAGCAAAUCUGAGUCAAUGCUGCUGAACAACUUCCACGAGGCGGUGAGCAGGAAGAACAACAAGUCCUUCAGCGGCAGCGGCCGACGGAACAAGCUGCCCUGGGUGAAGGACGACGACGACGAGGACAGUGCCGAGGAGAAGUCCACGCCGAUGUGUGACAUUGUGGCGGUGAAGCAGCUGCCCGCGGCCACCUACGUCACCAUUCACUCCGACUCGGACGACUCGCUGGCAAACACCACCGAUGACAGCAUGAACGAGGAGAUGAACUACGACGGGGUGAUGGCCACGGAGGACAGCAAUGGAAGUGGCAGUGGGCGGCACCACUUUGGCAUUCACCACCACCACCACCUCAACCACUCACCCACCAGCGAUAACUCACUCACCGACAAGACUGCCUCCACUUCUGAUCUCAUCGAGGCGCACCUGGCGGCCAAGGAUCCAAAGAAUGAACGAGAGCUUUGGUCCGUCUUCCAGGAGCAGCGUGCUUUGAUUCACAAACUGAGGAGUGAGCUAAAGGAGAAGAGCGACCGAAUUGACCAGCUGGAAGAGCUCAUUGCGGCGGCCAAUCUUGAAUAA